CUCACUGCUAGGGGAGUACUCUAACCGGGCAGGGACCUGACAAGUAAUGAUUCCAGUGGAUUGAUCUCAUGAUUUGGAGGAAAAAGAGCUGAAUCAAUCCAUGAUUCCUCAACCAACAUAUUGGUCCUUCGAUUCCCAAAGAGACGGUAAACUUCAAAGGAGUCGAGCGAAUCGUGGUAGAUCUGUGUUUGAUGAUGACACCGGGGGAUUCGCCGAGUGGACGUUUGGGGAGAACAGGUGGUAUAUUUUCAGCGGAGAAUCCGAAGGCGCGCCGAAAGAUCUGGCGUAUAUCCAAUACGAGAAAAGACAAAUAUCGUGCCUCCAUGCAGGACACUACCAGAGACGAUGCCACGGCAAAUGGGCCUUCGAUGGUAGUCAAUGAUGAAGGCGAGCAAAUCCUGUCAUCCCAACCUUCGAGCAACAUCUUCUCGCUGCCAUCAUCCGAAAUGGCGAUUUUCACCGCCGGAUCGAAGCCCUCGUCGUCACCCUCAACUAAUGCAAAGACCACGUGGACGUCACCCGGAAGUGGAUGCUAGCAUGGCUCCAGCAGGCCCAAGACGUGUACCCUGGCAUAUCCCACUUGUGCGUGAGGGAACCAUCAAGUUCUCACACUUCGAGGCCACUUCCAUCAACAUAA
Molecule: messenger RNA, 637 nt
Organism: Eremomyces bilateralis CBS 781.70
Lineage: Eukaryota; Fungi; Ascomycota; Dothideomycetes; Eremomycetales; Eremomycetaceae
Exons: 3
Coding region: 192-536 (114 amino acids)
Source: RefSeq, a predicted model, not a curated record